AUGACUGUUUUAUCCGACUUGCCUGACGAGACCCUCGAAAGAAUUCUCGAGUUAGUCACAAGUAACCGCGAGUCCCUUGAAAACGUCAGCCUCGUCAACAGCCGCUUCAACAAAAUCGUCUUUCCUCUCCUCGUGCGCCAAUGGAACAACAGCCAAGAAUGUCUUGAACCCUCUAUCGAGAGACUUGCUCUUCAUCUUCUCCGAAACCCUGAUCUUCGAAGGCACGUUGAAAGGCUGGACCUCGGAUAUCUUCGACCCUUACACGAUCAUGAUCCCGAUUCAGCUGACUUGAGCCCUGAGAGUCUAGCUGCUCUCGCAGACGCUGCUGAGAAGGAUCUUAAUGUAUCCAAGUUUCUCUCAACUCAUGUGUGCCAUCGCAUACGCCUCGGAUGCGAAGACGCCAUCGCGGCCUUGAUCUUGGCUUGGUGUACGAGGUUAACCCAUCUGAAUAUUACAGUACCUUCCCUCCAUCCUGGUUGUCACCAACACUUUAUGCCUUUGCUUUACGUUAAGGAGGCUGUUUGUCGGUUGCUUGAUAGACCGGCUAAAAUGGCACCACAGUUGCCCCUUGGCCAGGUUCGUCAUGUUACUCUGCAACCCUGGAAUAGCGAGGAAGUUUUCGACAUGGCAUAUGCUAGAUCCUUUCUGCACCUCCCUUGUAUUCAAACGCUCUGUGCCUAUGGAUUGUUUGAUGACCUGGACAACGGAUCCGAGAGCGAUGACAAUGAACUCCCUCUGACAAAUCUUGUCGAUUACGUGCUCCCUUUCCCAGUUUCGACAUCACCAAUCACAGAGUUAACCAUUGUGGGAUGCUUACGAUCUGGAGUCCCAGAUUUCAUCACUGCAUGUCGGUCCCUCAGAAAGCUCAAUGUUCGUGUCGACUAUGGGCUCGGAAUCUACGGUAUGCCAGACCAAAACGAGCUAGCAGAGGCUGUUAUAAAACACAAAGACUCUCUAGAAGACCUAGACCUCGACAUUAGCAUCAUGAAUUUCCCCAACCCGGAUCCUGUUUUAGAGGAAACCUAUUCACAAUUGUCACGCAUCCGGACUCUUGUGGUCCAUAUCGCCGACUUCUUCAAAGGUGCCUGGUCAAAGGGAGUUGAGGACUGUGUCAAGGUCGUCCUUGAUCGAAUACCUAAAGAUAUCCAAGUUCUCAAGCCUCGUUCCCAUAGGUUCAUCGAAAGCUGGGUUAGUAGUAGUAACGAUGUGUUCCUUGAGCCAUACCUGGAGGGUAUCAUAGAAUUACUUGAAGAAGCUGGACCACAAGGGCGGUUUAGCAAGUUGAGAGUCCUGGAUCUCUCGGAAGCAUUUGUGGAUGACCCGAUUAUGUUUGAUAUUAAGAGGGUUAAGCAAUUGGCUAGGUCCAGAGGGGUCAAAGUUUUGUUGCAUUAUUGA
Messenger RNA from Fusarium odoratissimum NRRL 54006, 1395 nucleotides. RefSeq lists its product as uncharacterized. The record is from RefSeq and is a predicted model, not a curated record. NCBI's taxonomy places the organism in Eukaryota, Fungi, Ascomycota, Sordariomycetes, Hypocreales, Nectriaceae. Gene Ontology annotation, molecular function: protein binding. The coding region runs from base 1 to 1395 and encodes 464 amino acids. The transcript has a single exon.